Messenger RNA from Procambarus clarkii (red swamp crayfish), 4984 nucleotides. NCBI's taxonomy places the organism in Eukaryota, Metazoa, Arthropoda, Malacostraca, Decapoda, Cambaridae. The record is from RefSeq and is a predicted model, not a curated record.
AUGGCGGAAGGUGCGAGUUAUGUGAAUGGUUUUCCCUGUAGAGCGCUGUGUAGCGGAGUGGACAACUGCUCAACAGAAGUCAACAGCCAGAUCUUCGGCGACCCUUGCCCGGGAACCCACAAAUACAUCGAAGUCCACUACGCAUGCGCCUUAGCCACUUCGACGACCACUACGACCUCCAGGCCACGACCUCCUUGGUUUGUGGCCACGCGGCCGCCUAUACGGAUCCUGCCCACUCUCAACACCAACAACACUACCACUACUCUUCCACCUGCCACUACCACCACCACCACUACUACCACCAGUAGCACUACGACCACCACAACCACCACCACAACCAUACCUCCCGCCACAAUACCUCACGUGUCGGAAGAUGGAGAUGUCCCAGACAUUGAGGUCCCUACUACAGUGAGUGGAGGAGAGCCCACGAGUCUUGGCUCGUCCACUACACCUGCCACGCCCUCCACCACCGUCAGCAGCUCCCCAACCACUUCUCCGCCCACUAGCACUCAGGCGCCGCCCGUGGCACCCCCGCGCACAGAUGGUGACUAUAAUGUGCCCUGGUGCCCGCCGACGUUUGGCCGUGGGUUGUACUGGAACUGGACACGCGGGGGUGAAGUGGCAGUUCAGCCGUGUCCUGGCGGUGCCUCAGGUUGGGCACGCCGGCCGUGCCACUCAGCAGAGUGGGCGGGCCCGGCUGACCUCAGCGAGUGCCGCAGUGUGUGGCUGGCAACCCUCAAGACUCGCGCCAGCUCGCACGACUCACUGCUGAGUGUGGCUGCUGAUCUAGCCACAGUCACUGCCAGCAAAGCACUGUAUGGCGGUGAUCUCACCACCACCGCUCGCCUCCUCUCCACCUUGGCCUCGCGCAUGACAGAGCAGGUGCGCGACUUUCCAGACCCGCGACAACGGCAGGAUCUGGUUACGGAAAUGCUGCAGGCGGCGCUCGCUACAGGAUCUGCCCUACUGGCGGCGGGCAUGGCGGGGCCCUGGGGAGACCUGGCUGUCCGCGAGAGGCGCCAUGCCGUCACGCAACUCAUGGUGGCGCUGGAAGAAGCUUCGUUUCUUCUGGCUGACGCUCUGCCCCCUGGCGCCCAGGCGGCACACUACAGGUCACACGUGCUAGUGUCAGCAAGGUCAGCCACGCCUGACGGCUCCUCCGUCCGUUUCCCUUCCCCUGAGGACCAGAAUCUUGACUGGGUGUAUGCUGACUCCGUCAUCCUCCCUCCAGAAGCUAUUCUGGAAAACAGUGAUGGAGGAUCUACCAGAGUUGUGUUUCUGACUUAUCGUCACCUGGAGGAUUUGCUGACGCCCGGACCGGAGCCGCUGGACCAUCGUGCCGGAAACAUCAGCCGUUUGGUCAAUUCACGGGUCGUGUCGGCGUCUCUGGGCCGCGGCCGCCACAUUCAGCUGCCGGAGCCAGUCACUCUUACCUUCACUCUUCUGAAACGUGAAAACGUAACUCGGCCCGUGUGCGCCUUCUGGGACUACACGACCUCGGCUUGGAGCGACGAAGGCUGUCGUGUGCUGCGCUACAACCGUUCCCACGUCACCUGCCAGUGCGACCACUUGACCAACUUCGCGGUGCUGAUGGAGGAAGCCGCAGGCGGCAUGGGCGAAGAUCCGCAGGCGGCGCUGCGGAUUCUGGCGUACGUGGGGUGCGUGGUGAGUCUGGUGUGCGUGGCGGGGUCCUUAUUGGUGUUCUCUGUGUUUCGCGGGCUGGCGUCGCCCCGCACCGCCGUGCAUCGCCACGUGUGUGUGUGUCUGACGGCGGCCGAGCUGGUGUUCCUGGUGGGGGUGUGGCGCACGGACGCCCCUGUGCUCUGCGGUGUGGUCGCAGGCAUUCUCCACUACACCGUCCUCUCCGCCUUCGCAUGGAUGUUUAUGGAAGGUGUACAUGUGUACUUGAGUGUGGCGCGGGCGGUGGAGUGUGAUUCUCUGAGACUUCGUUGGUGGCACUACACCCUGGCGUAUGGUCUCCCGCUCCUGGUGGUGGCCGCUGCCGCCGUCAUCGACCCCUUCAGCUACGGCACCGCCCACUACUGCUGGCUUCGUACCGACAACUACUUCGUGUUCUCCCUGGUGGGGCCGGCGCUGUUGCUGCUGGCCGCUCAUGUGGCCCUGUUGGCAGCCGCCCUCAUCUACACCUGCAAGCUGUCUCCUGACGAUGCUCUCAAGACCAAGGAGAUGGCUCGGCUGGACUCCAGCAGCGGCGUGUACACCAACGCUCUCCAACACCGGCUCUACUCUCGCCUGGCUUGGCUUCGGAGCGCCAUCACGUUGCUGCUGUUGAUGGUGUUGACUUGGACGCUGGGCCUACUCUACCUCCACAGACCCUCUCUCCCCAUCGCCGCCGCCUUCUGUGUCCUCAACGCUCUCCACGGAAUUUUCAUCUUCGUCUAUUACUGCGUCAGGAAUCAAAAGGUGCGGGAAUGGUGUCGGUCUGCAGCGGAGCGUGAGGCUUGGCUCCCGCAGGCGGUGCGGGGAGUCUUUGCCGCAGAGAAGCAGACCUACAGCCCCAAUAACAACAACACCAACCCCCACCCCGCCAUCUCUCACGCCCUCAAUCACGCCCUGGCUUCGCCCGCCCUCAACCAAUAUCUUCCAACGCUGUGUCAACUCGGCGGAGUGAAGGGGUCCGGGGACACCACACACCCACCUGUGGGCCCCCUUCUGUCCGGGGCCACGUCCACGAUGGGGUCUGGGGGCUCCCUUCGUCAGGGAGUCACGGGCCAUCUACCCCUCGGCACUCUGCAUCAGUCACUUCCUCGCCACCACACGGUCACCCUCCCGCACACCACCACCACCACCACAACCACCACCACCAACCUUCAUCACGCCACCCUUAAUCACGUUGAUGAGGAUGCCUCAUACAAAUCAUUUUCUCGUGACUCUGGUCAUGGUGGCUCUGAACAGGAAGAUUCUCCUCGUGCUGGGUGGAAUAACCACCACCACCGCUACUCCAACUCUCUGACAGCAGACCUCAAGAAUGCUUAUCUUGCUAAACUUAAUAGCAUAAAUGCUGCAGGAGGAUUAGAUGGUGGUCUCACAUUCCCCAACAUGGAGGGUGGCAACAAGGUCAUCACUGUACCAAACAGCUAUACGACACAGAUAUCACCAGCUGCUGUUCCUCCCGCUGUAGCUGCAAUGCUUCGGGGCAAUGGCAAUACGGCGCGUUCUCAUUCUCCUUGGAAUCAUACAUACAUGGAGAUUGAGACUGAAGCUGACCCUGUGUAUGAGGAAAUUGAGCGUGAACGUUGGGUAGGUCGGUCUGGAGGUGUAGUUGGUGCUCCCACAGGGCAAGAGACAAUGCAGGUAUCCGACCUCUCGGAUGAAGAUGUCAAGCGUGGCACCCCAAGUGACAUGAGCCGUCAGUCAUCUCGUAGCUAUGGUGACGCUCGACCCCUUUUACCAUACCAUCAUGCACAAGGCCAUCAUUUUGCGAGGAGUCCACAAGAUCAACAAUUUGCUCUCAGUGAAGAAAGAUUACGGGAUUUUAAUGCUGCACAGAUGAGUCGUGAUUUGGAGCAACUGCAACAAGCACAACAGCAAUUCUCAAGGGAGAAUUUAAUGACCGUAGCAGUUUUAAAUGGUGAGCAGGUUGUGUGUCGUUUGACAUCGCCUUCGAAUCCACAGGCUCCUCAAAGUCUACCAGUGAUACACGAGGGCAGUGGACGUGGUCUUGUAGUGUCUCAGGCAACCCCAGCCACCAAUGGCUACCCUGCCCAUCUUGUGGUGUCUCGCCCCAGUCAGUACAGACCCCAGCAGUUUAGUGAGUGUUAGUGAGCUGCCGCCUACGUUUUUUGACUAUCCCUGUGAAGGAUACGAAUACCAGACUUGAGAAAUUAGCAAGUGUCUUCUAGACUUGUUUUUUCACUCGUUCUUACCAGCUUGUGACUUUAGAACAGUCACCAUGUGUGUGGUUGAUAUCAACAGCUGGUGAAAUCCUUGAUGGUGCAAGGCCAUUUUUUUAUUAUUGCAUUUUAUGUUCAAAACUUUAGUGAAUCUUAAUUGCCAUUAUAAGUGAACCUUGAGUGCAUUUACAGCAGGGAAAUAGAAAGACUGCUACCAAAGCAUUCUCCUACAGUUGUGUUAGUGACAAGAAUGGACGUCAAAGCUAGCAGCUACGAUAACUAGUCGAUGUACUUUUUAUUUAUUGGUCUCAUUUGUUUGUGCCACAGAACUGUUUUAGUUCUGUGAAACUGGUGUUGAAGCCUUUGUGAUUUAUAUAUGUAAGAAAUGUUCUUUUGUUGAGUGUGGUACAUUCCAGAGUCGAGUGUUUAGUUAUUUGUUAUUCAGUUAAGCCUCAGUGCCACAAUGCUCUAAACUUCGCUUCAGAAUCACACCAAUAAACUUGGAUGGCUAUUAGAGGAAGUGCCUUUUUCGGUCAGAGGAGUGUGUACAUGUAUAAAGGAAUAUUUGGAUGUAUAUUGUUGUAAAUAAAUAUAUUUAUAUGUACGUUUUCUUAAUGAAAAGCCAAAGCUUCUAGAUGUAGAAGAGUCUUUGAGAGUCAUUUCCAACGGGCCUUUUCUUCGCUUAGUGGAAGAGAAACACUGAUAUGUUUCCUAUUACAUACUUCACUGGCAGCAGUUCCGGGGCCUCCACCGGCUGUUAGCAGGUACCUCUCUGGGCCAGGCAGUGCCUCACACACUUUACUGGGGCUUCAUGACCCUCCCGUUGGUGCCUCUCUUUACUUUAUGGUAAAUACUGCCAUCCAGGUCAGUAUCUCGCCUCUACUAUUUAAAAUAUGGCCGAAGCCACUGUUAGGAGGCAGUGUCGUCUAGUCUAGGGUGCUCCUAUACUGAAUUUUAAAAGACUAUUAUAGAUCCAGACAAGCAGACACUGUUAAUACUAGGUAAAUGCCACUUGCUUAGCCGGUCCCCGGAACUAGCUUCUGCCACCAUCUCUUCUCCAACUCGUGAGCUGUGAUACGUUGAAUAGAUAAUCAGUGUAAAAUAUGACAAUAAAAUGAUUUAAUGUAAAA